UAGCUUGAAUUACAAAGUUUCACAUCGCCCACUACUGGAGCAGCAGCAAGAAGAAGAAGGAGAAAUGUGUUCUAGCCAUAGUAAAGAUACCUAAGAGCACAAAUUAAAUGGAUAUUACUUGCGGAACAUUGAGCAGUUUUGUUGACAAGUUCUGGGACCUAGUGCUGGACCCAACUUGCGAGCAGUUUCAUCAUCUGUCUCACUAUCACAGAAACAUUAAGCAGCUCAAUGAACGACUUGUGGAACUCAUCGAUGAAAGAAGCUCCAUAAAACAUCAAAUAGAUGAGGCUACAAACAAUGCAGAACCAAUUGAAGACAAAGUUCUUCAUUGGUUGCGCAAAGUAGAUGGGAUUUCAGAACAAAUUCAAAAGUUUCAUGAAGAAGAGAGUCAAGCAAAAACAGGGUGUAGCGUAACUUCAUGUCCCAACCCGUGGCUACGCUAUAAACUAAGCAAAAGAGCAAAGGCAAUGGCGCAAGAAGUUGUUGAAAUUUGUGGAAAGGGAAACUUCAAUACAGUUUCAUAUCGCGUUCUUCCGCCAUCCAUGCCAGAAUUAUUCAACAGAGAAAGCAAUGCAGGGAUUGGUUCAAGAGUGCAAAUUGUGAAUCAAAUUAUAGAGGAAUUACGGAAUCCAAGUGUUAAUAUGAUUGGAUUGUGUGGGCUUGGUGGUGUUGGCAAGACCACUAUAGCUAAAGAGGUAGCAAAGAGUCAAAACAUGUUUGAAAAGGUAAUCUUAGCAAUUGUUUCUCAAGAAUUGAAUGUUGAGAAGAUUCAAGGCCAGAUUGCUGUGAAACUGGGUAUGCAACUCAAUGAAACAUUUGAAGAAGUAAGAGCUUGUCAUCUGUAUGAGAGGUUGAAGCAAGAGAAGAAUAUGCUCCUAAUAUUGGAUGAUCUCUGGGAGGAACUUGAUUUUGGCAAAGUUGGAAUUCCUUUUGUUGAUGUUGAGAAUUAUAACAAAAAGAAUGAAGGCUGCAAAAUUUUACUAACUUCAAGGAACGAAACGCUGCUGUCGAACCGCAUGAAAUGUCAAAAAAUUAUCAAGGUGGGUUUUUUGUCAGAGGAUGAAGCAUGGGAGUUGUUCAAGAGGAUUGCUGAAUUGUCUAUUGACUCAAGUAGUCCUGACCUGAUAUCUAUAGCUAAUGCGAUUGUUCAAAAGUGCAGAGGCUUGCCACUAGCGAUUGCUACAGCUGCCAAAGAAUUGCUAGGAAAAAAUCCAGAUGACUGGAAAGAUUACCUUGCCCGAUUGAAUAAUCCUUUAAGGAGAAACAUCACAGGAAUUAGAGAGGUAGAUACCAUUUUGAUAUCAAGCUAUGAUCGUCUAAGCUCAUCAGAGAACAAGCAUAUUUUCUUACUUGGUGCCAUGUUGUCCCAUGAUCCCUCAAUCGAAGACCUUCUCAUGCACUCUGUGGGGUUAGAUUUUCUGAAACACACACAAAACAUGGAGGAAGCCCACAAUGGAAUCUCUGCUAUUCUGAAAGUGAUUCCCCCGAAACUUCUAUCUUGCUUCAAAAAAUUGGAAGUGUUGCACAUGGGAAACAGCUUUAACCAAUGGAAAAUUGAAGAAUCUAGUGAAGCUAAUGAAAAUGCAAGUCUUGAUGAGUUAAAGGAUUUGCCCAUCUCUUCUCUCGAUAUUCAUAUUCCUAAUGUCUCUAUGUUGCCGGAGACUUUGUUCUUAGAUUUGAAUUUGAAGAGAUAUAGAAUAUUCAUUGGAGAGCUUUGGAAAUGGCAAGGCAAUCAUGAAACUUCAAAGAUAUUAAAACUUGAGCUAGAGGGUAGUAUCCAUUUGAAGCCUGGGGUACGAAAGUUGAUAACAGGAGCUGAAGAUUUGUAUUUAUAUGGAUCUAGUGGGCUUGAAAAUGUUCUUCAUGGUCACGAUGGAAGAGCAUUUCCACAUUUAAGGCAUUUUCAAAUUGAAAGUAAUGAUACUAUUAGAUACAUUGUUUUGAACUCAGCACAUCUUGAAGCUGCAACAAAUAACAUAUCCAGCAAAAUAUCUGAGUUACUUUUCAACAAGGUGUUACUUCCAAAAUUAGAGAGGUUGGAAUUGUCCAAUUCAAUCAAUUUGAUUCCAACGAUAUGGGAUGACCAACUUUCACACACCUCAUUUAGCAAUUUGAAAACAUUGAUUGUGAAAAACUGUGGCUUUGUGAAAUUAGUGCCCCUUUGUGUGCUAAGAUCUUUAUACAAGUUGGAAGAACUGGAAGUCAGGAAUUGUCACAUGUUGGAGAUGGUGCUUGAUUUUGAAGAUUUGAACGAAUAUAGAGAGACGGUGUCAUUAUCAAUCCAGGUUGUGCCACUGAAGAAGUUAACGCUACAUGGCUUGCCAAAAUUGAAGAAUGUGUGGAGCAAUCACUACCAAGGAAAUGUCUCCUUCCCAUGUCUAAGGAAUGUCAAUGUUUUUAGAUGUGAAAGUCUCACAAGUAUAUUUCCUGCAUCCAUAGCCAAAGGCAUGCUUUGUGAUCUUGAAGAGCUUCGAAUAGAUGAUUGUGCUUUGUUGGCUUGA
Neltuma alba is the source of this 2501-nucleotide messenger RNA. Its product is annotated as probable disease resistance protein At5g63020. The coding region runs from base 108 to 2501 and encodes 797 amino acids. Gene Ontology annotation, molecular function: ADP binding; ATP hydrolysis activity. The transcript has 6 exons. NCBI's taxonomy places the organism in Eukaryota, Viridiplantae, Streptophyta, Magnoliopsida, Fabales, Fabaceae. The record is from RefSeq and is a predicted model, not a curated record.